AUGGACCACCGGCGUAAGACCCAAGCAAUCGACUAUUUUGACGCAGAAGAGAGUGGAAAUGAGAAUGAAGAACCUUCAACUAUUGAUGAUGAUGACCAAGUAGAUCCGUUGGACGCUUUCAUGCAGGGAAUUGAUGCCCAAGUGAAGCAACAACGUACAGCACCGCCUAAACAAGUGGUUGAUAAGCCUCAAGUGUUGAAUUUUGACGACGACGAUGCUGAUAGUUAUCUUGAAAAAUACGCCAGGAAUACCAAGAUACCUCAAGUGCAUUUGGAAGACUCGGAUGAAGAAGUUUAUGCCACUGCAAAGCAACUGGAAAAUGUUGAAAAUGGUGAAGAUUUGGAGAAGAAAGUGAUGGAAGUUUUGACUCCAAUUGACCAUUCUACGGUCCAGUACGAACCGUUUCGGAAAACAUUUUACACGCUGCACAAUGAAACAGCAGCUCUUACUGAGCACCAAGUGGCCAAAAUUCGAGCAGAAUUGAGUGUAAAAGUACAUGGAGCUGACGUACCAGCUCCUGUGAGGUCUUUUAUGCAUCUCGGUUUCGACCGAAAAAUGCUCCAGAUGCUCAUGAAACUCGGACUGGAAGCUCCGACAGCGAUACAGGCGCAAGCUUUUCCAGUGGCUCUUUCGGGGCGAGAUCUAAUUGGAAUUGCCAAGACGGGGUCAGGAAAAACAUUGGCGUUCACGCUUCCGAUGAUUCGUCAUGUGAUGGACCAAAGGGAGUUGAAGAGAGGUGAAGGACCGAUUGCGGUCGUGCUAGCACCUACAAGAGAACUUGCACACCAGACGUACAUCCAAGCGAAGAAGUUUUUGGCAGUCUAUGGGGCUUCGUGUGCAGCGAUUUACGGUGGAGCUGGCAAGUGGGAACAGGUUCAAGCACUGAACAAAGGUGUUGAAGUCGUUGUUGCAACUCCAGGGAGACUUAUUGAAAUGAUCCGGAAGAAAACGGCUCCUAUGAAUCGCGUGACCUUUGUGGUUCUUGAUGAAGCCGAUCGCAUGUUUGAAAUGGGAUUCGAGCCUCAGUUACGCUCGAUCAUGGGGCAAGUACGCCCAGAUCGCCAAACACUUAUGUUUUCAGCUACUUUCCGUAGUAGAAUUGAGUCUCUCGGGCUUGAUGUGCUUACAAACCCAAUAAAGCUGACAAUUGGCCAGAUCGGCCAAGCUAACGAAGAUAUUCGCCAGAUUGCUGUAGUACUGCCGGGGCAUGGGGCAAAAUGGCCUUGGCUAAUGGCACGGAUGCGCACUUUAGUUGACGAAGGUCGGUUGCUCAUCUUUGCCGGAAGCAAGGCUGGUUGUGAGGAGCUGGCGAAAAACUUGGCCGUCGCUUUUCCUGCGGCACCCGCGCUCUGUUUGCAUGGUGACAAAACGCAACAGGAACGAACACAAGCGUUAGCAAAAUUCAAACAGGGGGAAUGUCGUGUUCUUGUCGCUACUGAUGUCGCUGCCCGUGGGCUGGAUGUGAAGGAUGUGAAAAAUGUGGUAAAUUUUGAUGUGGCCAAAAAUAUCGAUACUCAUGUGCAUCGCAUUGGCCGAACGGGACGAAUGGGGCUGGAAGGGUUCAAGCCUGGUACUGCGUAUACGCUGGUUACCCGUAACGAGGCACAAUUUGCUGCCCAACUAGUGUAUAACAUGGAUGUUUCAGGACAGACAGUAUCAUCGGAGCUGCUUGCUUUAGCUAAACGGGACGCACGCUUUCAUCGCGGUAGAGCUGCAGCUGGCAGUGCCAAUGGUGCAGAAGGCGGGCAGCGUGUCAUUCCAAACCAACAGCACACAGGAACUCACGACGGAGACAAAAAUCGUGCUAUCGAUGCGGAGGAUGCUGUAGAGUUGGAUCGCUGGAACGAUAGUCGCCGAAAGAGCAAGUCUGACCAACGCAAAGGUUUGGGUUUCGCAGGUACUGGGAAUAUCAAAGCUGCAGGGGUGAAGCCAGUUGGAAUGAGCGGAUUCGUUAAGGCGUCAGCACCCGCGACAUCGUUGGCUACUGCUUUUCGUUCAGGCUUUGUGAAAUCGACAUUGAGAACCGAUACUGUAAAACAGCCUUCGCCACCCAACGUUUCAUUUGUAAGCUCUCAAGCCGCACCUCUACCGCCAGUAUCGAUCCCAUCGGCUCCAAUGAACAAAUCGAGUCCAAUCACUGCGCCGCCAUUACAACAAAGCACGCAAUUCGCGGGAAGCGACUUAUCAAGCAACAAUGUACCGUUAGUUCCUCCGCUGUUCCCGCCAGCUAUGGUCGUGCCACCCGAUGACACGAAGCAGGUCAAGGUCAAACAGUCGAUAUCGCCGACGUUCCCGUUCAAGCUCACCGAGAACUUAUCGCAGAAGCUGUGGGAGAUCACCUUCCUACGAUCGCCGUCGUCGGCGAAGAAACAGCUUCGACAAGAGCCGCAGUCGCAGCCUGUGUCGGAGACGAAGUCGGGGUUCGAGUAG
Molecule: messenger RNA, 2430 nt
Organism: Peronospora farinosa
Lineage: Eukaryota; Oomycota; Peronosporomycetes; Peronosporales; Peronosporaceae
Source: the annotation of a GenBank genome assembly